CGGGCUCUGCCCCUCCGCGCACGGGGUCUGAGGCGGAGUCGGCGGCGCGGCCAGCUCCGGGUGCUAGGCCGUGACAUGGUGCGUGGCAGGAUCUCCAGCCUCUCGGUGCGGGACGUGCGCUUCCCCACGUCGCUGGGGGGCCACGGCUCGGACGCCAUGCACACAGACCCUGAUUAUUCGGCUGCAUAUGUUGUCUUAGAGACCGAUGCGGAAGACGGGCUCAAAGGGUAUGGAAUUACCUUCACUCUGGGAAAAGGCACGGAAGUUGUUGCCUGUGCUGUGAAUGCCCUCGCCCACCAUGUGCUUAACAAGGACCUCGGGGACAUCGUUGGUGACUUCAGAGGCUUCUACAGGCAGCUCACCAGUGAUGGGCAGCUCAGAUGGAUUGGUCCUGAGAAAGGUGUUGUGCAUCUGGCGACCGCGGCUGUUCUCAACGCUGUGUGGGACCUGUGGGCCAAGCAGGAGGGAAAGCCUCUGUGGAAGUUACUUGUUGACAUGGAGCCCAGGAUGCUGUUAUCCUGCAUAGAUUUCAGGUACAUCACAGACGUCCUGACUGAGGAGGAAGCCUAUGGAAUACUGCAGAAAGGUCAAAUUGGCAAAAAAGAGAGAGAAAGGCAAAUGCUGAUGCAUGGCUACCCUGCCUACACGACAUCAUGUGCCUGGCUGGGGUACUCGGAUGACACGCUGAAGCAGCUCUGCACCGAGGCCCUGCAGGACGGCUGGACCAGGUUUAAGGUAAAAGUGGGUGCUGAUCUCCAGGAUGACAUCCGUAGGUGCCGACUCAUCAGAAACAUGAUUGGACCCGAGAAGACGUUGAUGAUGGAUGCCAACCAGCGCUGGGAUGUGCCCGAGGCAAUAGAGUGGAUGUCAAAGCUGGCUCAGUUCAAGCCACUGUGGAUUGAAGAACCCACCUCCCCUGAUGACAUUCUGGGACAUGCCACCAUUUCCAAGGCAUUGGUCCCACUAGGAAUUGGUGUCGCCACAGGAGAGCAGUGCCACAAUAGAGUCAUAUUUAAGCAGCUUCUCCAAGUGAAAGCCCUGCAGUUUCUCCAGAUUGACAGCUGCAGGCUGGGAAGUGUCAAUGAAAACCUCUCAGUGUUGCUGAUGGCCAAAAAGUUUGAAAUUCCCGUUUGCCCCCAUGCUGGUGGAGUUGGCCUCUGUGAAUUGGUACAGCACCUGAUUAUAUUUGACUUCAUAUCAGUUUCUGCAAGCCUUAAAAACAGGAUGUGCGAAUAUGUCGACCACCUGCAUGAACAUUUCAGGUAUCCAGUGACGAUCAAGAAGGCUUCCUACAUGCCUCCUAAGGAUGCUGGUUAUUCAACAGAAAUGAAGGAGGAAUCUGUAAAGAAACACCAAUAUCCAGAUGGUGAAGUCUGGAAGAAACUUCUUGCUGCUCAAAAUAAUUAAAUGUUCAGCCCCAAUACUCUUUCCUUUUUCAAGUAAAAAGGCUUAAAACUUUUUGGGUAUGGUUUUACAAAAACGGGGGAAAAAUCACCCUAGCAAUCAAAACAAAUUCAGCUGAAAGUCCUGUUGACCUCAGGAAUCAGCUCAGUCAUCAUUAUUACUUAAUUCUUUUAGCAAAUAAACAUAUAUUCUCUUUAUUAAUCCUUAAACAAAUUUAGAUUUAACUCAAAAUCCAGAAAGAUGUUCUUACAAAAUUUCUAUCAAGUGCUGGUACCUAGACAUUAAAUUGCACUUUGAAAAUAA
This is a messenger RNA of Neofelis nebulosa (Clouded leopard), 1707 nucleotides long. RefSeq names its product enolase superfamily member 1 (gene ENOSF1). Bases 76 to 1407 code for a protein of 443 amino acids. The transcript is spliced from 16 exons. Gene Ontology annotation, biological process: carbohydrate catabolic process; amino acid catabolic process. Gene Ontology annotation, molecular function: magnesium ion binding; L-fuconate dehydratase activity. NCBI's taxonomy places the organism in Eukaryota, Metazoa, Chordata, Mammalia, Carnivora, Felidae. The record is from RefSeq and is a predicted model, not a curated record.